This is a messenger RNA of Xenopus tropicalis (tropical clawed frog), 2764 nucleotides long. RefSeq names its product collagen, type IX, alpha 3 (gene col9a3). Lineage: Eukaryota; Metazoa; Chordata; Amphibia; Anura; Pipidae. The coding region runs from base 84 to 2114 and encodes 676 amino acids. The transcript has 32 exons. The record is from RefSeq and is marked provisional.
CUCAGGGGCUCCCCACUCACACUCAAGGAGGGACAUUGGGGCAGCUCAGUAAGCCGGCCGGAGGACACGGUACUGGGGGGACCAUGGCCCGAAUCCCAACUCUUGGCCUCCUAUUACUGUUACACCUGGUGACUUCCCAAGGGCAGAGAGCUGGCCCACGCGGACCCCCAGGACCACCAGGACCCCCAGGAAUAAAUGGAAAGGAUGGAAUAGAUGGCGAACAAGGACCAGCUGGAUUACCUGGCCCCCUGGGUCCCAAAGGAAUCCCUGGAAAACCCGGAGAAGCAGGAAAGGCAGGCUUGGCGGGACUGCCGGGCAUUGAUGGACUGACCGGACCAGAUGGGAAAGCUGGACCAGAUGGACCACCAGGAGAACGGGGAGACGUUGGCCCCUCAGGACCAGACGGAGCCCCAGGACGAGGACCACAGGGAACCCCUGGCCUUGCCGGACCGAGUGGAUUAACGGGCGGAGUUGGACCCCAAGGAACAGCGGGACCUGCUGGCCAACCUGGACUUCCUGGGCCACCAGGCCCCCCAGGCCCCCCAGGCCUCCCGGGAGUUGCUCCUGAUGGGAAUGGAGACCUGCAGUGCCCAGCUGUUUGUCCCCCUGGGCCGGCCGGACCCCCUGGGAUGCCAGGAUUCAAGGGCCACACCGGGCACAAAGGGGAAAGGGGGGAGACUGGAAAGAAUGGACAGAAGGGAGACCCCGGCCCCCCCGGACCCUCUGGGAUCCCUGGCAGUGUGGGCUUACAGGGCCCAAGAGGUCUAAGGGGAUUAACUGGGCCCCAAGGAGCUGCAGGAGACAGGGGCCCCACUGGAGUCCGUGGCCCUCCAGGACCUCCUGGACCCCCUGGUAAAGCUGGGGAUCAAGGAGAAAAAGGGCACCCGGGAUACCGAGGACCCAAAGGAGACACGGGUAAAGCUGGCCCUAAAGGAAUGCCCGGCGGGCCUGGCCCCAUUGGGGAACCGGGCAUGCCAGGCCAGGACGGGCGCGACGGGAUCCCAGGACUGGAUGGUGAGAAGGGUGAUCCAGGCAGAGUGGGAGUUCCAGGAGAAAAGGGACCCAAUGGCCUCCCUGGCCUGAAUGGCAAAGCCGGAGCCAAAGGAGAGAAGGGCCAGUUGGGAAGCCCGGGAGAGCUGGGAGAAGCAGGACCCUCUGGAGAGCCAGGUAUCCCCGGUGAAGCUGGACCCCCAGGAGACAGAGGGGAAGCAGGACCCAGAGGAACUGCUGGCGGCGUUGGGCUGCAGGGACCAAUAGGAGGCCCCGGAGUCCGUGGAUUUCAGGGAAUUAAAGGCAGCAUUGGAGAUCCCGGCUUACCUGGCCCCACUGGAAUUCGAGGUGGAUUUGGAGAGCGGGGUCCCAUUGGAGCUGCAGGUCCCAAAGGCAACCAGGGCAUUGCUGGAUCCGAUGGACUCCCAGGGGAUAAGGGAGAGAUGGGACAUUUUGGCCCAGUCGGACAGAAAGGAGAGCCAGGUGUGCGGGGCGAGCUCGGACCUAAGGGCGUGGCCGGGCCCAAUGGUACUGCUGGUGUCCCCGGUAUCCCCGGCCCCCCAGGUGCAAUGGGUUUCCAAGGAGAGCAGGGAGUCCCUGGAAUUACCGGGAAGCCUGGCGUUCCUGGCAAACUGGCAAGCGAACAGCACAUCCGGGAGCUCUGCGGGGGCAUGAUAAGCGACCAAAUCGCACAGCUAGCUGCUAACCUCAGAAGGCCCUUGGCUCCAGGCUUGGUGGGACGUCCAGGUCCUGCUGGACCACCGGGACCCCAAGGAGCCCCAGGUCGGAUAGGACAUACUGGUUCUCGAGGCCCAUCUGGAUACAGGGGUCCAACUGGAGAGCUCGGCCAUCCUGGUCCAAGAGGGGACCAGGGUGUGAAAGGAGACAAGGGAUUGGUCGGACGAGGCGUUGAUGGACCAUUUGGAGACCAAGGACUUCAAGGGCCACAGGGGGGACCCGGCACGAGCAGAGAUGGGCGAGAUGGGGCCCACGGUGAGCCCGGAUUCCCUGGAGAACCCGGAAGAGCGGGAUCGAUAGGGGCACAGGGCACUCCCGGAAUAUGCGACACGUCAGCUUGCCAAGGUGCCAUGGCCGCCGGGAAAUCUAGCGCCAAGAAAUCCUAAGCGGUUCCACAUUGCAACCAAUAGGAGCUGAGUAUUUCCUGCAGCGCCCAGGUGCCCUCACAAUUACCCCGAGACAGACAAUUGUUUUACCACAGACAUUACGAGGGGAGACAGCGCCCCGCCGGCUGCGCCAACCAAUGGAAACAUCUGGUAGAAAUAUCCUAGAAUCGAGUUGUUUUUUUACUUUGUGUAUGUUUAACCCCCGACCUCCCCCAUGUGUUACCUCUGUGGGAAGAUCCCCCCCCGUUCCCUAUAGACUCACCCCGUACAGAUGCUUAUGUUUCCCUGCUGGAUUUGCCCCCGGUCUCAACACGAACACUGAGCCCCUCGCUAGAGGUAAGUGUAUAGAGAACUGCCCCUGGGCUAUACCUCUGCCCCCCCUACAGUUACAGAAAAGGAAAUAGAAGCAGCGAAUCUCUGUCACCCUGAGGGAUUUCCAGCCGUGAUCUUGUACACGGAACAUGCGUGUAAUAACACCCUGUCUCAGCACACGCCAUGCCGCCCCUCGGGGGGGCAAAUAAACAGCUGCACCCUUGUGAAUAUCCAGGAGUUACAUUUAGUAUUUAUUUUGGUGACUUGUAUGUACAAUAAAGCCUCCUGUGGCGCCACCUGUUGGAAUGAAUGAAUAAAGCCACUUCCAGUCCACACAA